Messenger RNA from Thrips palmi, 3025 nucleotides. RefSeq names its product pyruvate dehydrogenase (acetyl-transferring) kinase, mitochondrial (gene Pdk). NCBI's taxonomy places the organism in Eukaryota, Metazoa, Arthropoda, Insecta, Thysanoptera, Thripidae. The record is from RefSeq and is a predicted model, not a curated record. The coding region runs from base 190 to 1422 and encodes 410 amino acids. Gene Ontology annotation, biological process: regulation of glucose metabolic process; protein phosphorylation. Gene Ontology annotation, cellular component: mitochondrion. Gene Ontology annotation, molecular function: pyruvate dehydrogenase (acetyl-transferring) kinase activity. The transcript has 8 exons.
UAAUCAAUGGAGGAGAGACAUGCGAGGGAGGAAGCGGGGAGUAGUGGUCACUGCACCGAUGAGUACCGAGGACAUAAAGUGAGGUCCGCGAGUGGAACCGUCGCUUGCGAUCUGUAAUAGCGUAACAGCCCGAUUUCGGCCUUCGUCUCACGUUCGCUGCAGCCGGGGCGCCCCCCUGCGCCAGCUAAGAUGCGGCCCACACGGUAUCUGUGUAGUUUGACCAAAAUGCUGGACUUCUACUCGCAGUUCAACCCUUCGCCGCUGUCCAUCAAGCAGUUCAUGGAUUUCGGCUACCAGGCGUGCGAGCGCAAGUCGUACACGUUCCUGCGCAAGGAGCUGCCCGUGAGGCUGGCCAACAUCAUGAAGGAGAUCGCCCUGCUGCCCGAGAACCUGACCAGGAUGCCGUCCGUCGUGCUGGUGACGGACUGGUACGCGCGCUCCUUCGACGACAUCAUCGCCUUCGAGAAGUCGGACGUCAGCGCCGGCACACUGGACAGGUUCUGCGAGACGCUAGUGCGCGUUCGGAACCGGCACUCCGACGUGGUGCAGACCAUGGCCCAGGGCGUGAUGGAGCUCAAGGAGUCCCACUCCGUGGACCAGCAGACAGACAACAGCAUCCAGUACUUCCUGGACCGCUUCUACAUGUCGCGCAUCUCCAUCCGGAUGCUCAUCAACCAGCACACCCUGCUGUUCGGCUCGGACGUGAAGGGCUCGGAGAACCCCACGGGCCACAUCGGCUGCAUCGACCCCCAGUGCGACCUGAUCGGCGUCGUGAAGGACGCCUACGAGAACGCGCGCUUCAUCUGCGACCAGUACUACCUCUCCUCGCCCGAGCUCCGCCUCAAGGAGAUCAAUGACGUGGAGCACGGCGCCCCGAUCCGCAUCGUGUACGUGCCGUCCCACCUGUACCACAUGCUGUUCGAACUGUUCAAGAACGCGAUGCGCGCCGUCAUGGAGCACCACGGCGACUCCGAGGACGGCGUGCCCCCCGUCGAGGUGGUGGUCUGCCGCGGCAAGGAGGACAUCUGCGUCAAGAUGUCUGACAGGGGCGGUGGCAUCCCUCGCAGCUCCACCGACAUGCUCUUCCACUACAUGUACUCCACUGCCCCUCAGCCGUCCAAGUCUGACUCUCACACUGUACCCCUAGCUGGGUAUGGAUAUGGACUGCCCAUUUCACGGCUCUACGCCCGCUAUUUCCAUGGGGACCUUACACUCAUGUCUUGUGAUGGAUUCGGAACUGACGCAAUGAUAUACAUGAAGGCAUUGUCAAAUGAAGCCAAUGAGCUGUUACCAGUGUUCAACAAAGCAUCGAGCAAGUUCUACCGCACCGCCAUCCCAACAAAUGAUUGGAGUCAUGGGUCAUCACUUGGUGUCAGACAUCUCACCACAAGGAAUGCAUACAUGCGUGAUAGGAUGAGUUAACUGUGUCAAACUCUCUAUCUGUCAUACUUGUAUCUUUAAUAUUGUGGGCACUGGCACCCGACAAUCCCCCUUAUGGCUGUAUAAAGUUUAGGAGGUACUUAUUUAGAGCUAAUGGUAAACUGUAAUUGACAAAGUGAGUUUAAUUGAAUGCAUCAUAUCCAUUUUUUAGACCUGCUUGCUGUUACAAAGAUUUUAUAUUUUUCAGUAUAUUGUUCCGUUGGUCCAAUGUCAUUUAAACAAGCUGCAUGAAAUUUUUUAUUCAAGUCCAGACAUGCAUUUCUUUUUGAACCUGAUCAAUUACUUUGUUUUUCUGUUAGUGAUACUUCACUCGAUAUUGUACGUAGGAGCUAAAUAUGUGAUUGUCGGGUUCGUGCGUUUCCUCUAAGUCUCUGUGAUAAAACUGUUCAAAUUCUAUGUUGACAUGUGUUAUUUGAAGACAAUUGUCUACUGUGUUAAUGUAUUGGAGGGGUUGUAGAAGGUAGGAGAAGGGAGUGAAUUUUAAUUAUUGACAUUGAUGGAUGCAUAUCUCAACUACCAGUAACUAGGCUUUCUUGUGCGUCUGAUUCACACUGCCUGUCCUGUGAUUCUGCUGGUCUGAAGUCGAUCAAUCAAUCAUCCAAUCACUUCAGGCAAACUAAAUGAAUUCGCAUCAUCAGAAUUUCAUGGUAGUAGGUUGCUUUCAAGACUGUGCCAAAUUGGAGGUUGGACAUGUGUGGAAGAUGGAAAGUAAGGUAAUAUAUUUCGAUAUUAUGUAUGUAUGGUACAGUAUUUUUCUAUAUAUACCCAGCACAUUCUGAAUCAACGCACACCUCUUCAAGACAAAUAAAUUUAGGACCCUUUGUGGUCAGGAUACCCAUGCCAGACUUAGUAAUUCUAUCAAAUAUUUUGGUUGAAAACAGCUUUUACUCUUAAUUUUGGCUAUCUACUUUCAUUCACCGUACUCAUUUUGCUUUUUUUAGCUUUUGCUUGUGUGAUGUAUUGAGACUAAGUUAAUUUUACUUUUAAAUGUGCUGUUUGCUCAUUGUGUGUAUUUGCACAUUUAAUUCAUUUCCACUGUUGGUUUUCUAGUCUUUGUAUACUAUUAUUAUUUGGUCUUUGUGAAAGUUUCUUCAGUAUAAAUGUCUGAGGGACUUAUUGAAUUUCAGUGCUGGGCGGUGAAAUUCAUUUGAAUGACAUGUUAAUCAAGCAGAUAAUAAUGCUUCAUUAGAUUGGCCCGAAUUGUGCCAGAUGUAUAUGUGCCCGAGUUCUGUAGAUCAGAUAUUUUUAUAGAAUCUAGCAUUAUUUAUGAUUAUUAUCAUGUAUUUAUGUGCUAUGGUCCAGUUAUAAUUCUCAGAAGGAUUUUCAAUUCUGUUACUCAUUACUUGGUGCUCAUUUUGUUUUCCUAAAAUAAGGACAAUACUAAUUUUAGGUAAACAACAAAAUGUCGAUUCUUGUUUUAUGGAAAUGGUUUCUCAGCUCAGCGUUAUGAAUCUCAUUAUGUUGUCUCUGUAUUAUGACCCAAAGCUCUUCAAGGGACACUGACAAAAUAAAAAUAAUGUGUUGUGCUGAUUAUUGUCCCUGUCAUGACAUGACUGUACAAUAAAUUAUAUUUUAGUAAGAUGAA